CCGAGGGAGGCGGGACGGGGCUCCUGGUACGUAAGGCGAGAGCUCGGUUACUCGAUACCCAAAGAUUUCUCCGCCAGCGGAGAGCGGGGCAACGGCGGUGAUUUAUUCGCCUGCAAUCUGGUUGCCCAGAGAGGCUGGCCGAGGGCCUGAUAAGCACCCUGAAUGGAGCCUGAUGUCAUGCUAGUGUCAAGCUGGUAGCUUCCCAGAACAGAAAGCCCGGGAGCGUCACUCGAGGAAGGCGGGGAGGGGGGGGGGAGAAGAAGACCUUGCUCAGUCUCGCCUCCCACCCGCGUCGUUCCCAGCCUCGCCACGACACGCCUUCCCUCACCCUCCCGCCAGCUCAACUUUCGGCUCCGGCCGGUGGGAGAAAAGGGUCCCGGGAGGCCGGGCGGCCGGACUGCCAACCCCACCGGCUCCUCAGCUCCAUCGAGCUCCGUCCGAUCUUCUUGGAAGGGAAGGAGCGCCUAUUUGCCCUACCUAAAGCAGUUCUUUCCUGAAGAGCCAAGAGUAUUUGCCAUCAUUCCAUCAUGAUGGCUACACCCAGGACACAAUUGCCAUGUCUUUGGCUUCUUGUGCUUUCCACGACAACAUGUUUAGCCCAAGGGACUUCACCACCACCAUCCCCACCACCAGGAUGUGGCAAGGACUUGAACUCCAUCUACUACAACCUCUGUGACCUAUCUGUCGCCUGGGGCAUUGUGUUAGAAGCCGUAGCCAGCUUUGGUAUUGUCACCAGUUUUGUCCUCACUGUGGUCUUAGUGGCCAGUCUGCCUUUUAUCCAAGACUACCGGAAGAAGAGCUUAAUAGGGACUCAAGCUUUCUUUCUGUUGGGCACUUUGGGGCUUUUCUGCUUGACCUUUACCUUCAUUGUUAAGCAAGACUUCUCAACAUGUGCUUCACGACGCUUCCUCUUUGGUGUCCUCUUUGCUAUCUGCUUCUCCUGCCUGGCUGCCCAUAGCCUCAGUCUCAAUUUCUUUGCCCGGCAAAACACUGGGCCUCGGGGAUGGGUCACCUUUGGCAUGGCUUUUGUCCUCGUCUUGGUUGAAGUCAUCAUCAACACUGAGUGGCUCAUUAUUACUGUGGUGAGGAAUGAUGGUACUGCCAAGGAUCCUUGUGAACUGAAGAACGAGGACUUUGUCAUGGCACUCAUCUAUGUAAUGUUCCUGCAAGUAGCUACUUUCAUUGCUACGUGGCCUGUCUUGUGCGGACAUUACAAGCACUGGAGAAAGCAUGCCGUUUUCAUUCUCCUCACUACUUCCUUUUCCAUGGCCAUCUGGAUAGUAUGGAUUGUUAUGUAUGUUUAUGGCAACCAGCAGGACCAGAGAUCAACGUGGGAUGAUCCCACAUUGGCUAUUGCUCUUGUCUCCAAUGCCUCGGUGUUUGUUUUGUUGUAUGUCAUUCCUGAGAUUUCUCAGGUGAUCAAGCCAGGACCAGAGCAGGCCUAUGAGGAUGAUGUCUACCCCACACGGGGGGUUGGUUAUGAAACAAUCCUCAAGGAGCAGAAAUCCCAAAGCAUGUUUGUGGAGAACAAAGCUUUCUCAAUGGACGAACCUUCUUCAGCUAAAAAGCCUGUGUCCCCAUACAGCGGAUACAAUGGGCAGCUUCUGACAAGCGUCUAUCAGCCCACAGAGAUGACUUUAAUGCACAGUGGGCCUUUGGAUGCCCCGUAUGAUGUCAUCCUCCCUCGUGCUACGGCCAACAGCCAAAUGAUGGGCAGUGCCAAUUCUACCCUGCGUGCUGAUGAUGCUUAUGUUUCACAGAGUAAGCAAGCAUUGGCUCAGAAAGAUGGAAGGAAUGGGCAAGUGAGCGAAAUGGCUUCAUCUCCAUAUAGCAAGCACAGAUGGUAGAAGUUUUGAGUCCUGAUCUCCGGACAUCCUGUUGCUUGAGGAUGCCUUACAAAGCCUGCCUCCACAAAGGAGCAUCUAACUGGGGCAAGGCCUCAGAUAGACAUGGAGAAUGGAGAUGUUAUCCUGGGAACUGAGAAAAUUUCAUCUUGGUUGCUGAGGCAAUGCAUUUUUUUUUCUCAUGCAUAAACCAAGCGUUCUACUUGACAUCUGUUACAGUAAAUCUGGGUCACUGGGUCAGGAUGCCACCUCCUGUUCUGUGUUCCAAACAGUGGGCCUUCUAUUCUCCUUGGAGCCUUCAGUCAAAUUUAUAAUUCCACCUCUGUUUUGCCAGUAUUUUGAGAGCCUCCCUUAUUUUCACCCCACCAAUGAUGGGGCCACAUUCAGUGCAUUGAAUCUUGUUCAUUUUGUACAAACAUGGCGCUAUGAGCGCAGAGGAGUUCCACUCUACAGACCACAAUUCAGCCUCUUGUUGGAAAAUUAGUUGCUUUCCUGCAUCCUCCCAUCUCAUGUCUACUCCCACAAGAGAGUGUUUUGGAAAUUAGAAGGGUAUCACUCCAAUUGUUCUUUAAUAGAGGCCAUUCUUCUUAACGGAGAGAGCGAAACUGGUCAAAUGUAGCAAGAACUCUUACUUGAAGCCUGUUUUGCUUUCUCCUGAUCCUUCUGCUUUUGGACCAAGCCCUGGAAUGUGACAUCAUGGUAUUGUUUUUGGAAUCCUUAUUAUCUCCUCUUCUGUUAAUCCCUCCCUGUUAUGAAAAUUAAGGCCGCAUUUUUUUUUUAUGCUCGAUGUUUUACUUUGAAUGCCUGUCUUUAUGCAGCAGGGAGAAUCUACUUUAUAUUGUGGUCAGAGUCUUAAACAUUCUUAUCUGACAUUGACAACCAAGUUGGUGAUUGAACAUGGACCUGAAAGGAGGAAGUUAUGUUAAAAUGAUACUUUCAUUUCACAACAGAUAAAAUGGUGGGAUUUGCAAGACUGCUGUCAGUAACUGUUGUGUCAAAAAGGUUCAUUGCCGAUUGUGCUUUCAUUAUGGAUAAGCCUUCCUUAACUUGAUCUUUUCUCAACCUGAAGGACUACGACUAUCAUCCCAACCAGAGUGGGAGUGCAAGAUAACUGGUGGGCCCAGAUGGUGGUGGUGGUGAAAUGCAGAUCUAUGAAGGGCAAGUGAAGGACUUUAAUUGCAAGGAGAGGCCAGAGGGCUCCAGAAGGCAAGAGAUGGGUGGUUUCACGUAACUGCACAAACUAUUCCAGUGUUAAAGGGUUGUGUGCUGCUGAAAUGGAGUUUUGCUACGGAAAUGGAUGCCGUCAGGCUUAAAACCAUCUGGGAGUGGCAGUUUCACUACAGAAACAUAAUUGUCUCUUUUUGGCAUUACUCAUCUUGCUUUACCUCGUCCUCACCAGGUGAGGAUGAGUCACCUCCAUUUAGGAUAUUUUAUUGUGCUGACUUACCCUUUCUCAUCUUUUUGUGCUGUUCUUUGCAGAAUUGUUCAGGCUCUGGCUUUACUCUGAAACAACAACUUUCCUCUGUGUAGAGUGGUCUCCCAGCCACCUCUGAUGAAGUGGGUUCUGAGAUGCACAGUCUUACGCCUCAAUAAAUCUAUCUGAUAUGCCUUCAGUCCUUUUCAUGGUAUCCCACUUUCUCUUCAUGCCUUGGUGUGAUAGUUCCUGGCUGCUGGCCUGCCUGUCCUUAUGCUGCUGUUGUGUGCCAUUUUUCUCUUUGCUGCUUCUUCUUCCCUCUUUUGGGCAGAAAAGGGGUGCUCUUUCUCUCUCAUAUGCUAGCAGGAGAAGGAAGCUACUUUGAUAAAAAGAAGCGCUGCCUGUUUCUUGCAAUGCCUUUUCACCAAGUCUUCUUCUGGCCUCCUAGACUGACGUCCUCUGAAGUUUAGCCUGCUUUUGUUGUGUAAGCAUUUUGAGCAGGUAAAUUCUUUUCCAGACUUCUCCAAACAAGGAGCCUUCAAAUGUACAGGGACAGGUGACUCCACGAAUGUUCUUUGGGCCAGCCUUCUGAUUGGAAAGGUGUUCUUUACUGUCUGUAGGAGGACCAUGCCCCUGCCUGUAGAGUCUGUGCUCAGGAAGUGGAAGGACCAAGUUUAUACUGACUCAGACCAUGGCUAGUCUUGCAUUGAGUCAUGAUUUCUGUCUGUCUUGCUGAGAAUGCUGUUCUGUACCUUGCUAGAGGAUGAGUCUGCUUCUAGUUUUUGGCUGAAACAUUCUCUGCUCUGAUAAUGAGGAAUGAUGUAAUCUCCCUCUGCUAACGCAAGCUGAGUAAAUGGCAGAAGAAUAAGGAGGAAUGUCCCCGGCUGCUGUUUCAUCCACGCUACUCUUUAAGCUGAGAUUGGAGAAGUUGAUUCUUAUCAGAUAUGGCUUUUUUAAAUUCAGAAUUGUCUGACAAAUUAAAUAUCUUUUUUCCUACAAGUGGCUUCUGACUUCUUCUUGUGUCAUAUUCUUUUGUGGGAUUGAGAACAAAGGAGGAAGAGUUGACAAAGAGAGUUGACAAAAAUUACAAAUAUUUCUCUUCUGUGCAUUUCCUAACUGAUGGAUUCAGCUGAUUAAUAGGAAGGAUUUGGACUUCCCAGAACAUUGAACUUGAUUAUUCUAUGAUUUGAAAACUCAGAUCAGUUGUAUUUGACACAGGAUUUAUUUUCUGGACAAUGUAUGGAACAUAACAUUCUGUUCCAGUCUGGUCAAUGUUCUUGUUUCGCUCUUGUUUUUUUCUUUUUAACUUUUUUUUAAAAGACAAGUAAUCUGCCUAAGUAUUUAUACUAAUGAUAUUAACUGUAAUACAUUUUGGAGCAAUAAACAUUCUCUCCAACAUGCUCGCUUUUUUCCAGCAUGCAGAAAUAUUCUUUCUUGUGGCCGUGAUUCUCCCUCAGAAUUAUUGGAUGAGAGUCCCCUCAUCUUUAUACCAGAUAUCCCAAAGGUAGUUUUCAGAAGACAACUGGACUUUUUUUUGGGGGGGGGGGGUUCCCCUUGAAAAUAUUUCACUUCUCAUCCAAGAAGCUUCUUCAGAUCUAAAGAAGCAACUUCUUGGAUGGGAAAUGAAACAUUUUCAAGGGAAAAAAAACCCCAAGAAAGUCCAGUUGCCUUUUGAUGAGCAUUUUUGGGACAACUAUGACCCUGAUAAUAGAGAAUCUCCAUAGACGCUUUGUACCAAAUGUUGUGGAACUCUAGAAAAUAAGAUGGCAAGACCCUAUUUUCUGUGUGCUGAUAGCAUUUCACUCUAUCUACAAGCAGGAGAAUCUUUCAUUAUUUAGGAGUCCGGCGAUCAAGAACUGGCUACCUGUUUCUUGCUAAAAUUGCAAAUUUGUUACCUGUCUUUAGGACUGUUGUUAUCUUCAAAUUACAAGCAGCUUCUUUUAAAUACCAGCUACUAAAGAAUAACCCAAGAAGUUACAUUAUCUAGUUGGGCAUUGUGUGACAAAGAAUACUGUAUUAAAUAGCCCAUUGGUCUGAUUCAGCAGGCUCUUCUUGGGACCUUCUGGUUAGGUCGCUCUUUCUUAUGGAAGUACAAUGUACUUUGAUAUUGUACUUUGUGGUGGUUGACAUUGUGGUGUAGUCCAGCCUCAUCCUUAGACUGCUACUCAGGUAGCUGCAUUAGUCUUGCAUUUUUCUGAAUUUCUAGCCAAUAAAAACUUACCAAUGGCUUAUUUUUUGCUCUUCUACCAACUUGGAUGUGGGGUGCCCGUGCAGAGAUAGUGAAUGAAUAAAGAUAUUUAUGAAUAAGGAUAUUUUCUGAAUAAAGAUUUUUUUUCUUAGUGGAGUCCUUAGUGUUCUCUGAGCUUGGUUGUUUUGUUGCAAACAUUUCAUUAUCAAACUAGGUAACAUCAGUGCAUUCUUUUCUUUCUCCUUAUAUAGUCAUUUCAGGUCAGAUUAGGCCAGUAUAGGAUAGUGCUAAUUAAAAGGAAAAGAAACUUCACAUUAUAUUAUUAGCUUAUAGCCUGACCAUGGACUUGACAGUUUUAGGAGUAGCAGUAGACAUCUUUCUCAAAUAAUUGUAGUUGUCCUCUGGAAUGGUGAGCAAAAUUUGUGAAUAUAUGAUAUAUGUCAAGAUCUUCCAAGAAAUAUUUUUGCAUAUUCCACUUUUAUAGGAAUAGCAUCAAUAAUGUUGAACCAGUGUUCUAACUACAGCUGUAUUUGUUCUGUCAAAAAUGAUUUAGUUAAAAAAAACAACAGUUUAUUAAUCCAUCUAACAUUGCAAUCUCUUUUUAACAAGUCUUUAAAAACUGCUACGUCAUCUAUUUGCUGAAAUGCUCCACAAAGUUUGUUAUUAUGCUUGAGGUGUUUCUCAAGCAGGAGACAUGAAACGACCAUAAUGUCUUGUGAAGCGUGACAUUGUUUUCAAAACACAUCAGCCCUAACAAACUUUUCUGGAGUGCCUCGAUUAAUACACAGUGGACUGGAGGUCAUGCCAAGUUCAGGGGCUACAUCCCUCAGCCAGGUAGCCUUUCGUACUGGCAGCAAUUUUUCUGCCACUCCCGGAAAUGGCAGCCUGAGCAAACCGCACCUCCAUUAAUUAUUUAGCUGCCCAGAGUGCUCUGC
This is a messenger RNA of Ahaetulla prasina, 6381 nucleotides long. It is a transcript of the gene GPRC5C, whose product is annotated as G protein-coupled receptor class C group 5 member C. The transcript is spliced from 5 exons. Lineage: Eukaryota; Metazoa; Chordata; Lepidosauria; Squamata; Colubridae. Gene Ontology annotation, molecular function: protein kinase activator activity; G protein-coupled receptor activity. The record is from RefSeq and is a predicted model, not a curated record. Gene Ontology annotation, biological process: G protein-coupled receptor signaling pathway. Gene Ontology annotation, cellular component: intracellular membrane-bounded organelle; plasma membrane; extracellular exosome. Bases 528 to 1847 code for a protein of 439 amino acids.